This is a messenger RNA of Micropterus dolomieu (smallmouth bass), 6170 nucleotides long. It is a transcript of the gene jag2b, whose product is annotated as jagged canonical Notch ligand 2b. Gene Ontology annotation, cellular component: plasma membrane; protein-containing complex. Gene Ontology annotation, biological process: Notch signaling pathway; heterophilic cell-cell adhesion; multicellular organism development. The transcript has 26 exons. The record is from RefSeq and is a predicted model, not a curated record. The coding region runs from base 61 to 3852 and encodes 1263 amino acids. Lineage: Eukaryota; Metazoa; Chordata; Actinopteri; Centrarchiformes; Centrarchidae. Gene Ontology annotation, molecular function: Notch binding; calcium ion binding.
UUUUUUUUUGUCGUUUCUCCCCCCCCCCCCCCCCCCAUGUCACUCUAAUUAAUCGGAGGCAUGUGGAAUCGCACCAGGAUUAGGAAUUGCUUCCCAAUAGUGUGCCUGCUGUUGACGUUAUGGACGGAGGUGUCCCAGUCAACCGGCUAUUUCGAGCUGCAGCUGAUCUCCGUGGAGAAUGUAAACGGCGAGUUGGCGGACGGGGAGUGCUGCGACGGCUCCAGGAGCUCCCAGGACCUGCGCUGCACUCGAGACGAGUGCGACACUUACUUCAAAAUCUGCCUGAAGGAGUACCAGAUGGAGGUCACCACCAACGGCCCCUGCACGUUCGGGGCUGGAUCUACGCAAGUUCUCGGUGGAAAUAUGUUUUCUUUUAAGGGCGCAAAGAAUAACCCGAAUAAAAUCGACGAAGCUGGCAAGAUUUUGAUCCCCUUCCAGUUUGCCUGGCCGCGGACAUACACGUUGAUUGUAGAGGCCUGGGACUGGGACAAUGGCACACGCAACACUGAGGAGGAGGAGCUGCUGAUCGAACGCAGCAUUCGCACCGGUAUGAUCACCCCCGGUGACCCCUGGCAGACCAUCCUGCACGACGGACCGGUGGCUCGCCUCAUCUAUCGCAUCAGAGUGCGGUGUAAUGAGAACUACUAUGGCAACAAGUGCAAUAAGCUGUGUGUUCCUCGUGAUGACUACUUUGGCCACUAUCGAUGCGAGCCUUCAGGAGCCCAGGUGUGCCUGGAUGGCUGGAUGGGCCCAGACUGCAGGACAGCGAUCUGCAAGCAAGGCUGCAACCUGUUGCAUGGCGGCUGCUCUGUCCCUGGAGGAUGCACGUGUAGCUAUGGGUGGCAGGGCCAAUUCUGUGAUGAAUGUGUGCUUUAUCCCGGAUGCGUCCAUGGGACCUGCAACAACCCCUGGCAGUGCAACUGCGAGAGGAACUGGGGUGGCCUGCUGUGUGAUAAAGAUCUGAAUUACUGUGGUCGCCACCAGCCGUGUGUCAAUGGAGGAACCUGCAUGAACACAGAACCAGACGAGUACUACUGCGCCUGUCCACAGGGAUACUCCGGCAAGACCUGCCAGAUAGCUGAGCACGCCUGUGUUUCCAAUCCUUGUGCCAGCGGUGGUACAUGCCAUGAGGUUCCCACAGGAUUUGAGUGCCAGUGUCCCCCAGGCUGGGAGGGUCCGACCUGUGCUAACAAUUUGGAUGAGUGUGCCUCCAGUCCAUGUGCUCAGGGUGGAACCUGUAUCGACCUGGAGGAUGGCUUCGAGUGUGUGUGCCCUCCCCAGUGGGAGGGAAAGACCUGCCAGAUAGAUGCAAAUGAGUGUGCAGGAAAGCCCUGUGUGAACGCUUACUCUUGCAAAAAUUUGAUUGGCGGAUAUCACUGUGACUGUUUUCGGGGAUGGUCCGGACAAAACUGUGACAUGAACAUCAACGGCUGCCAUGGUCAGUGCCUGAAUGGAGCAACAUGCAAGGAGGGCCAGAGGGGUUACCACUGCCAGUGUCUUCCAGGAUUUGUGGGGACUCACUGUGAAAUCCAGAGGAAUAAGUGUGAUGGCAAACCAUGCCAGAACGGCGGGAAAUGUCAUGCAGUGUUGGACGGCUUUGUGUGUCAGUGCCCAUCAGAGUUUGCUGGACAGCUGUGUGAGAUCUCAAGCUGGUCCCCCUCAGAUGCUUGUGAUCCAAACCCUUGUGAGAAUGAGGCCAAGUGCCACAGCAUGGAUCAGGACUUCUACUGCGCAUGUCCUGAGGGCUACGAGGGAAAGACGUGUGAACGGCUCAAGGAGAACUGCCAGACCACCCCGUGUCAAGACAUUGACAGCUGCACUGUUGCUAUAGCGACCAACGACUCAGCUGGAGUGCGGCACAUCUCCUCCAAUGUCUGUGGUCCACGAGGACGUUGCAUCAGCCAGCCAGCGGGCAACUUCACCUGCAUGUGUGAUCCGGGUUUCAGUGGGACCUACUGUCAUGAAAAUAUUAAUGACUGCAUCAACAACCCCUGUGGAAAUGGAGGCACCUGCAUCGAUGGAGUGAACUCCUUUCAGUGCGUCUGUCCUGAUGGCUGGGAGGGUCGACUCUGCGACCUGAAUGUCAAUGAGUGCAGACACAACCCAUGCAAGAAUGGUGGACGUUGCGUCGACCUGGUGAAUGACUUCUACUGCGAGUGUGCCGACAACUGGAAGGGCAAGACCUGCCAUUCCCGCGAGCGCCAGUGUGACUUAACCACCUGCAGUAAUGGAGGCACCUGCCACGACCGCGGGGAUGCCUUCCGCUGUGCCUGCCCACCUGGUUGGGGGGGAAACACAUGCAACACAGCCAAGAACAGCACAUGCGCCUCCAGUCCUUGUUCCAACGGUGGAACCUGUGUGGGAGGAGGAGAUACUUUUACCUGCAUCUGCAAAGAGGGCUGGGAAGGCCCCACCUGUGGCCUAAAUAUAAACGACUGCAACCCUCAUCCAUGUUACAAUGGCGGUAUCUGUGUGGAUGGAGUCAACUGGUUUCGGUGCGAGUGCGCUCCCGGUUUCGCCGGACCAGACUGCCGAAUCAACAUAAACGAGUGCCAGUCUUCACCCUGUGCCUACGGUGCCACCUGUGUGGAUGAGAUCAACGGUUUCCGCUGCAUCUGUCCACGUGGUAGAACAGGAGCCCGAUGCCAAGAGUUCAAAGGUAUUGGGAAGACUUGCCACUAUGCUGGGCUGCAGUUUCCCCACAGCAGCCGCUGGGAGGAAGAGUGCAACAGCUGCCGUUGCAUCAACGGCAAAGUGGACUGUACAAAGGUGCUGUGUGGUCGUCGUCCCUGCCGGCUCCUGUCAUCAGGCCAGGACCAGAGACAGCAGUCCUGCCCGGCUGGACAAGAGUGUCUGGAGCACAGCUACCUCACGUGCUUCUCCCCCCCAUGCCAUCAGUGGGGGGUUUGUUCCAUGGCUGGACACUCACCUCCACAAGCAACCACCAAGUGCCAGCCAAACAGCGGACAUUUGGACAACAGCUGUGGCCGCAUAACACUCAUUUUCAGCAGAGACAAAGUACCAAAAGGCACAACAGUGGAGAACAUCUGCUAUGAGCUGAGGUAUCUUCCUGACACCCGAAGCUUGGCAAAAGACCACGCCCUUCUCCUGCUGUGUGACCUCUCUCACUCGAAUCAGGACGCUAUAGAGGUGGCUAUAUCUUUCCAGCCAGAGGAUCUACCAGACCACAGUCUAAUCCAGGAGGCAGCCAGCGCCAUAGUGGGCACCUUGUCCAAGCGGCACAACAGCACCAACAUGCUGGCAGUCAUUGAGGUCAAAGUGGAAACACAGGUCAUGCCCCCCUCAGUGGAUUACCUGGUGCCUCUACUAUGUGUGGUCUUCUGCUUGCUCUGCCUCUUCUGCAUUAUCGUAUGUGUUUGGUGGACACGCAAACGAAGAAAAGAGCGCGAGAGGAACGUACGGUCAGGAGCUGACGACAACGUGAACAACCAGUGGGAGCCACUUCGGCUUGUUGUGGGACGUCAGCAGCAGCAGCAGCAGCAGCAGCAGCAGCUGAAAGAAAGCAACAGAGAGGCCGAGCAGGAGCGCAAAAAGCUCAUGGGCCCCUCUUAUCGGACGUGUGAUGAGGAGGAGGAGGAGGAGGAAGAGACGGAAGGCGAGCUUGAGCUCGAGGAGGAGUGUGGUGGAGCAGAGGCGGGAAAGCAGCCAGUUAGUAAGUACUCUAAGACUGCAGUGCAGUCCACUGGGGGAGUGAUCUGUACCCUGCACAGCUCCAGUUCACCCCUCAAAGCACCCCACCGGACCCCAGGCUACAACCCCAAAGACAACCGCUGGAAAAAUGUCAGUGUCGCCUUGACAGGUCAAAAAGACCUCAGAGACCAUUGUGUAUAAGAAAUUAAAACAAAGGACUCGCAAUGUGGAAGUGAGAGCAGCUGCAAGGCAGCAACUAUUCUUAUUUUUGGACUACUUUUGGGAAGAAAAGGCUUUGUGUUUUAGUAAGCCAUUCUUUGCUUUGUUUUCUGUUUUUGUCACUGUCACCUGAAAAGAGUUUUGAUUCAGGAGGUUAGAGCACAGUGAACAUCCUUUUUUGCUGUUUUUUUUAUUGUGUACAGAAGGAGCAGAAAUGUAAGAAGUUUUGAGGAGGCAAAAGAAGCCCUCUGCAAUUUUUGUUUAUGGAAUUGUACCAUUAAAGAAACAAUGAUUCCUCUAAAAGGAGAAAAAGACUACCUGUAUAAAGAUUUUUGUUUUUUAUUUACAGAUUAUGAUUUUGUUAAAUUGUCAGCGGGCUCCUGUUCAGUCUCUGUAGGGAGGGGAAGGGGCAGAUACACAUUAAGGGGACAGUCAAAGAAGGGUUUUGAGGGAAAUGGACUGUUGCAGCCACAGUAGAGGAAACCCUCUCUUUGCUCUCUUUCCAGCUUUGCCCACCGAUCCACCUGUGGCCGUCAUGCGCCAGCCUUACCAAAACACUUGGCCUGGAGGGGAGAGGGGACAGAAACCCCAGUGCCUACAACGUGGCCUUCCAUUUUUUUUCUCCUGUCUCUCAGUUGUCUUGGCUGAAAGCGCUGUUUGAGGAUUUUUUGCAGUAUUUGAGUUGGUAGCAAGUGCCUUUCUAAGAGCCGUCUCGGGGCUCCAAGUCGCGCUGCCCAGUUUGACCUCCUUGUUCUCAAAUCUCAAAGGGAUAUAAGUGUACAUUUAGAGAGUUCACUUUCACAGCAACGCCAUUCAAGGUAUUUGAUCAAAACAGAAAUGAAUACUCUGUACAUAUGUGUAAAUACUAAAGGAGUCGCUGUGUAUAUUUGAAAUAAGUAACUUAAAGACAAGUCACAUUUUUAUUAUUAUUAUGAUUAAUAUUAUUAUUAUUAUUAUUUUUUUUUUUACAAUGCCAUUCCUUUUUAUUUAUGCCAGUUGAAAUAGGCACGUUUUAUAACACUUCAUAUGCAGAGUCCCACAGUUAAGAAUCUUUACAAUGAGGUACCACCUAUGAAGGAAUUUCUGAAGGGGUUAUAAAUGGUUUCAGUUGUGGCUAUGUCGUUAAUGCUCUUUAGUUAAGCAAAGUAAGUCAAUAAUGCUUGUAAUGCAAUUUACAAAUUCGAUGACUUUAUUAUUUUUUUUUUUCCUAGGCUGUAUGUGGUCCGACAUUACUACAUUUGGUCUCAAUCUUCAGCUUCCUUCAUACUGGCUUCUACUGUGGUUAACUUUGCCAUAUCUAUUGGUCUUAGUCAACAAUAGUUUCACAGCAGAAGUUAUGGUUAGUUUUUGGAUGCAAAUGAUACAAGAAAACCUGUAUCCUGUAUGUAACAUGGCCAUAUUUAAAAGGGACGUCAACAGUAUAUCAAAAAGAGCAGAAAACUGCUGCGGCCCUGCUCUGUGGAGACAGAAAUCUCCAGGCAAGUUGCCCUUAUGACCACUCCCCACUUGGUGAUCUUCACAGUUGGUGUUUUGCCUGACAGCUAAUGGAGAACAUCUAUUGUGACAUCACAAAUAGAGGUGUGGCCAGAAAUGCAACUUGCUCCUGAUUUUCUGUUCAUAGAAGGUAUAACUUCUACAUUUGACUCUGGUCAUUUUUAACUUGCUCUCUAUUAGAGACAUCACUGACUUUGGUUGGUUCUGGAUUUGGUAAAAAAAAAAAAAAAAAAAUCAGGCAGUGUUGCAAAGCUGCCAACAUUAUAGCUUUAAAAUGUUCUCAAACCAUUUCUAAACCCUUUUAAAAAACCUCUCAUUUCAGGUGCCUUAUUGUAAUGAGUAAUGCAUUAUUUGUGUAAUCAGUGGUCAUCUUUUUAUGUUGGUUUGUUUUCACUAUUAAGGAAAGUAACUCUAAAACAUAGUGUGGUGUAUAGUGGCGUGUUUUAUUCGCCUGAGUAAAGUGCUCUCCUUGUCUCACUUUGCUAUCAUGGAAAUUUCUGGAAUAAAAUGCUUGAUGGAGGAUUUAAAACAGUCCACCAUGGUUCUUUUGAGUGUCAUGAAUGUGUAUGUCAGCAGGUCAAAUGUGGACACUAUGCAUUCGCUUCAUGUUUGGUUUUAAGGCUUUAAUGAAGGGAACAAUAUUUGCAGAUGUUUUUGCUACCAUCCAGAUUUUUUUUUUUAAGUUACCAACUCCGUUCAAAAUGACCCCUUUUCAUAUCAUGACUUUGUCUCAACACCAUCGUAUUUUCUGUAAAUGGGACACUGCAAAAUAAAGAAUUGAAGAUGCAUCACUGCUGGUGUUAAAA